AUGUCGACGAGGGAACAUAAUCUACUAAUGCUCAAUGCCCGCAGCGACUGGAUCGAUUGGUACAACUCUAUUGAAGAUCUCGCUAAGCGGAACGAAGUGUGGAAGUACUGCGAUCCACUGGGCAUUGAGAACCUCGUCUUCACAUCGACGAAACCAUCAGACUCAGCAAGUAAGGACACUAUCCAGAAGUUCCAAAGCUUGCAAAGCAUCUUCGACUCUGAGAAGAAGAAAUAUGACAAAGUAUCUGACCGCAUCGACUACACUGUCUGUCAAGAGUUCAAGCAACACUACCUUGGCAAACACGACGUGCGGAGCAAACUUGUCGCACUCUCAGAUAGCAUUCAGCCGAACGCGAAAGAUCAAAGGCAAGACAUUAGAACUGAGUUCGAGAAGCUUAGAAAGGGUCCAGGAAAUACAAGCCUUGACAGAUGGCUUGGUCGCUGGCCCGCACUCGUCAACAGUGCCAAAAGGUACACAAUCGAAAACCUCAGCGAGCCGCAGAUAUGUGAAGCCUUCGUUGAAGCGUGCCGAGAUAUCAACUCACCAUUCUACAACUACAUGAAGUCAAAAGACGCGCAAUCCGAAAGUCAGGCGUCUAUUAUCAACCAGACGGCAAUGGCAAUGAAGAGGAUGUCUGAUGCACUUAUCACAGCGCUGAACACAAUCAGCCCAGAACAAGCGAGCAGUGGUUCUACCAUAAUGAGCGAUUCAGGUGAUGCUGAUUCUGACGAUGCGGUCGACGAAGUCGAUGCUCCAGCGGUACAAAGAGCACAGAACACGAUUGACAAGACCCUCAGAUCCUUUCGUAGGCUGAAGCCAACACUCUCUGACAACAGGAUUACGAUAAGCUUCUGCAUCAAGCAAUUCCGGAGCAUGGCACCUCCGAGCGAGAAAACCGCCAGAGGUCGCGCAGCUCACGCUACGCUUCAGGGCAGAAAGCACGGUCGUGAUCCGAAGACGUCAGACGAGGAGGAUGGGCAGCCACGGCGGAAGCGAGAGGUGAUUGGAUCGAGUUCAGUCUCUGCGACCCAGCCGAGCUGUCUUCGAGACUGUGUUUGCGGACAAGCACACAAGUACGCCGAUUGUUGGUACCUUAACCCUGCAAAGGCUCCAGCCAGAUGGAGACCACAAGUUCAUAUACAAUCAAAAGUAAUCACGGCGAUCUCAGGAAGCCAUCGCCAGCGCGAAAGAUAG
Alternaria atra is the source of this 1194-nucleotide messenger RNA. RefSeq lists its product as uncharacterized. NCBI's taxonomy places the organism in Eukaryota, Fungi, Ascomycota, Dothideomycetes, Pleosporales, Pleosporaceae. Bases 1 to 1194 code for a protein of 397 amino acids. The transcript has a single exon. The record is from RefSeq and is a predicted model, not a curated record.